AUGGAAACGUCCGAAGAGCAAAAACGGAUAAUUGAAGAAAAGGAUAAGUUGAUUAAACGUCAGUUCAUCAGAAUUGAGGAAUUGGAAAAUGAACUGUCGGUCCUUAAAGAGGAGCGCGAUUCGCUCCUCUGCGAUGUUAAUAAACUUCGAUUUGAAUUGGAGAUGAGUGAAUUGAAACGGCUAAAGGAUGUCAGCUUUGUACCUUUCCAGUAUGGGACUUUAAAAGAUAUUAGAAUUGUAACAUAUCGUAAUGGUCACUCCAAAGGACUAGCAUAUGUUGAAUUCCAAGACGAGGCUGCAGCUGCAAAUGCAGUGGUUAAGACUGAUGGUAUUCAGAUAUUGGAUAAUGUGAUAUCCGUAGCUAUUAGUAAUCCUCCCCCAAGAAAGCAGCAAAGGGACUUUCCAGUAGCUUCUAUUUCUGAAUCUCUUGGAGGAGGUGGGGGACAAACAAAAGGACCAAGAGGAAGAGGUCGAACCCAGUUAGCUCUUGUACCGCGAGCUGUCGCUCGUCAACCACUCAAUAGGAAAUCCUCUCUUCCUUCCAUACAAAAUGGCCAAAACUCUAGUUCAAGCUCUUCAGAAGAAGAAAGAAAACCCCUUAGCAACAGUGACUUUGCAAAGAUGCUGCAAAAAUAAAUAUAUUUUUUGUUGCACUAAUGACUUUUAUGAUGUUUGUGAUGAAAGUUACUAAAAACUACAAAUUUAUUAAAAAAAUAAAUUUUGUCGAAGAACUGUAUCCAGUGGAUGGGAUCUUUUGUUGUUUUAGGUGCUGUUCAUUUUAUUUAUGAUUAUUUAAGAAUCAUAAAACUUUCUCGUUUGUAAAUGCGUUCAUUUAAUUCAUAAUUUCAAUGUUCAUGUAUGCAAAAAUAAAUUUUUUUUUUUCUUUCUUUGCACCAAUGACUUUUAUGAUGCUUCUGAUCUUACUAUAAACUACAAAUUCAUUUUAAAAAUAAAUUUUGCUGAAGAACUGUAUCCAGUGGAUGGUAAUUUUUGUUGUUUUAGGUGCUGCUCAUUUUAUUUAUGAUUAUUUAAGAAUCAUAAAACUUUCUCGUUUGUGAAGGCGUUCAUUUAAUUUAUAAUUUCAAUGUUCAACUCACAUUUGCUUGAAAACGUGAUGUAAUCUUCGGUGUAAGUCUCGUUUUCUUUGUUUGGAUAUUAUGUAUAUUAUAUAUUAAAGUUUAUUGGUGCGGUGGAACUUUGAUUCUCUAACACCUCAUCAUGUGACUUUUGAUCAUUAACAGCUAACAAGUUACCAACAUUUCACGAUUAUAACACGUAUUGUUACUCAGUUAUUGUUGUUUUUAUAUGCCAUUUGCUGUGCCAGUGAACUCCAAAUUAAAUUCAAUUAUGGCUGUGAUGUCAAAUGUAAAAUCUGGUUUCUAGAAAAUAACAAAUAAAAAAUUAAAAUGUAUCAGUUUUUUCAUAAUAUUGUUAUUUUUUAGUUUUGAAAAAUAAAAAUACUAGUGUUUUUUUAAAAUUUUAUUAUGGUUGUUAAUUAUACUGAGUUAUUUUAUUCAUGGUUUUAUAUUUAUGUAGCAAAAAAAUUAUCUAAAAAAAGUUCCCCAAUUAUCCGACAAUUUCAAUUUUCCAACUCUGACUCUGGUCCCGUGUGUGUCAGAUAAUCAGUGUUCUACUGUAUGUUUAUUGUAUAUUGUACUUAUCCAAUAUAAGUAUUUGAAUACACAUUCCUUGUAUUACAUUAUGUAUGGAUAUUUGGAAAACAAGGAAUUAUUGUAUAUUAAAUACGGAUAGGCAUACAUUGUGGGUUGAUUGAAAAAUUCGAAUCUUUGUAAACUUUUCUGACAUUCUGCUCUGUGCCCGCAUAAUAGGAUGAUAUCUGACAGUAUUUACGAAUACGCUUGAUGAUCUUUAAGCUUAUUACAAUUAGCUUAAAUGCUUUUAGGCUAAUUAAAAAAUAUGAAAAAAAUUAAUCAGGUCAAAUUUGCUUUAGCUUUAUUACAUUAAACCUUUAAUAAGGCUACUUGCAAUAAGUCUUCAUUAUUUUGGAUUUAUUGCAAACUGUCUGAAAUAAAUCAGGCUAAUUGAUCAAAGAUUUAUUUAUUUUUGAAUUAGCCUAAAAAUAUGUGGUUUCAAUAAGCUUGUGGUCUUGCUUAUUAGAAAAUACUGGAAUAAUUCCAAUUUGCCUGGUAUAUUGGUAAUUGAUAACUGCUGUUAGCAAAAAGCCAAAUUUUUCAAUAACCUAUGAUAUAUAUGUAUUCCAAUCAAUAUAUUAAGGGGUCAUUCAAAUAUUACAUAUGAAAAUUUUUGGCAAUUUUGGACUACCUUGUCUGCAAACAUGAGCCAAAUUUCAAAGCUUUCCCAUGCUUAUGUCAGAAAGUCACAACAUCCUCUGGUGUUUACUUUAACUGUAGUAUUCUAAUUUUAGAAUUAAAUUCAAAUAAAAGGUGUAAAGAAAUUUAUGUUUUAAUUUAGUUUUAUGAAAUUUUGUGGUGGAAUAUUCUUUAAAAAUAAAAUUUGUAGAGCUAGGACUAAAAAUUAAUGAUGAUUAAGUAAAAAAUGGGCAGAGAUAUGAAUAAUACCACAAGAAGAAAAAAUUAAUGGUGCAUUAUUAAGCGAUUGGUUCAAAAAAUGUAUGAGGUUAGUUUUUUAUUUUUGUUUUGUUUACUGAAAAAAAAAACUUAGGAAAAUAAAGAGAAAAGAAAUAUUUAAAAAAAUAAAUAAUAUUAAUUAACUAUAAUAUUUAUUAAUUAAUAAUGUUAAUUAAUAAUAUUAACUAAUAAAAUAAUAUUAUUAAGAAAAAUUAGUUAUUGAUAUGUGGUCUAAUCUCACGGAAAGGUACAUUUAUCAAUCGGUAAGCUACAAAUUUCUGAAAAUUCUGGUAAACAAAGCUAGACUAUGUUAUUUGGUUUUAAAUAAGUUCUAACUUGAAAUUUUUUUAGAGUGUAAUGUUUUGUUAAAUUUUGUAUUUUGCAUUUGAAAAAAAUUUAAAAAUGAGAUUUUAAAGUGAUUUGCAGCCAUUACUCAACCCCUUCCCCCCCCCUUGUCAUCAAAAAUAAGUGAAUCACAUCUCUGCUUCCCCCCACCCCCAUUACUAUGCUUACAUAAUAUUUAAAUUUUCCCUUAUCAGUUAAAACAUAUUAUAUUUGUACUCGUUAUAUGUUGGAUGAUAUACAUAAUCAAAUAAUUGUUGGAAAUUAAUAUUUUUCUAAAAAUUAUUCAUUUUUAUUGAUGACUAAAAAAAGGCAUUAUUUUUUUUGUAAAUACAAUCAUCGUAUUCAUAAAUUAAAUGUUUAACUGACAUAAAGUUAAAAUGUUUCAUUUCAAAUUGCUUGAGAAUGGCACUUCAUUUCACAGGUUUCUGACAAAGUAGUAUUAUUUGAAGAGCUUAGUAGAAUAAACGUUUGAAAGCAUUGAAAUUUUUCUGGAUUGACGAUAAUUUGUUGUCGGCAGUUUAAUUUUGAUGUUUUGUACAAAGUUGUUUUUUCAAUGUGAACUCUUCAUUUAUCACGACAAAUUAGUUAAUAGUUUCUCUACUGCUACCAUUCUGAUUUCUAUUAUAUGUGUGAAAGAAUUAUGUCUAUGUGUUAUGUGUGAAAGAAUUAUGUUUGUAUUUGUCUUUUAAAGAGUUGAAUGUAAUAAAUUGUUCUUCAAAUUGUU
Parasteatoda tepidariorum (common house spider) is the source of this 3618-nucleotide messenger RNA. NCBI's taxonomy places the organism in Eukaryota, Metazoa, Arthropoda, Arachnida, Araneae, Theridiidae. The record is from RefSeq and is a predicted model, not a curated record.